AUGACUAAUUCACAGGUGUGGUUCCGCGGCGUGAGGAGCUCCAAGUUCCGGCACGUGUACGGCGUCUCCUUCAAGCGCGAGCGAUGCUACGACAACAUAAAGAUCACGAGGAACGCGCACGACUCCAACUUCUGCGCCGUGAACCCGAAGUUCGUGGCGGUCGUGACCGAGGUAGCCGGCGGCGGCGCCUUCCUCGUGCUGCCCCUGGACCACACUGGCCGCUUGGACUUCAACGCUAGCCGAGUGACCGGCCACAAGGGCCCCGUUUUGGACAUUAAAUGGAACCCAUUCAAUGACAACAUCAUCGCUUCGUGCUCCGACGAUUGCACGGUAAAGCUGUGGCACAUCCCUGACGGCGGGCUGUCGAUGCACCUGACCGAAUGGCUGGUGGAGUUGCACGGCCACAAGCGGCGCGUCGCCUACAUCGAGUGGCAUCCGACCGCCGAGAACGUUCUCCUCAGCGCUGGGUUCGACUACCUGAUAAUUGUGUGGGACGUCGGCAAAGGGGAGGCUGUGAAGGUGAUAGACUGUCACAGCGACGUGAUCUACUGCAUGUCGUUCAACCGGGACGGAUCGCUGCUGGCCACCACGUGCAAGGACAAAAAGCUGCGUAUCAUCGAGCCCAGACGGGGCAUAGUGCUCUCCGAGGGGCUGUGCCACAUGGGCACGAAGGCGGCCAAGUGCACGUUCCUGGGCGCGCAGGGGCGCGUGCUGACGACGGGCUUCUCGCGCCACAGCGACCGCCAGUACGCCGUCUGGGACCAGCACGAGCUGGCAACGCCGCUCGUCUGCGAGACCAUCGACAGCUCCUCGGGCGUCGUCUUCCCCUACUACGACUACGACACGAACAUGGUUUAUUUGGCUGGAAAGGGAGACGGAAACAUCAGAUACUACGAAGUUGUUGAAGAAGCGCCUUACGUUUAUUUCCUCAAUCAGUUUCUUUCCGGGAAUCCACAGCGCGGGCUGGGCUACAUGCCGAAGCGUGGCGUGAACACGGCUGCGUGUGAGGUGUUCCGAUUCUACAAGUUGCACACUUCGCGGGGCCUCUGCGAGCCCAUCUCCAUGAUAGUGCCACGAAAGUCGGACUGUUUCCAGGAGGACUUAUACCCAGACACCGCAGCCCCAUUGCCGGCGCUAAGUGCCAAGGACUGGCUCAGUGGAAUGAAUGCACCACCACUUUUAAUCAGCAUGAAAACUGGCGUGACGAUCUCCACGCACAAGCCGCGCAGCAACAAGGACGCGCCCGCCCUGCAGCCGCAGGACGCGAACAACAGGAAGAAGUUCGCGUUCCUCUCGCGCGAGACCACGCCCGACUACCGCCCGCUCGGCACCUGGCAGCCGCACGAGAACAAUAUUCUGGAGAGCGACCUGCAGGUGGCGAUGAACGAGAAGUCGCAGAAGACGAGCGCCAACCAGAACACGAAGUUCCACCAGCUGCAGCGCAUGUUCGGCAAGCAGACGGGCGACGCCGAGCCGGUGCCGCUCUACAAGCAGAUCAACCAGGGCGACGUAUUCAGCACCGAGCACGAGUUACGACUCGCAUUCAACCGUCAGGGCGAGGAGUUGAGGAUCGUGAAGCGUCAACUGCAGAACAGUCAGCAGCGGGUGAGGGAACUGGAGCAACACUUAGCCGCUCUACAAGCGAAGCUUCAGAACCAC
This is a messenger RNA of Iphiclides podalirius (scarce swallowtail), 1659 nucleotides long. Lineage: Eukaryota; Metazoa; Arthropoda; Insecta; Lepidoptera; Papilionidae. The record is from the annotation of a GenBank genome assembly.